AUGGUCGUGGCAAGUCCCCUAAUCGGGUCUCAUGCCGAUCGUUCGGGCGCGAAACGUGCCUGGCUAUUAUAUGGACUUGCGGGCGCAUUGCUAGGCUCUUUGAUGCUCGCCAUGGCGACUUCAUUAUUCACUCUCUUUGCCGGACGCCUUGUACAGUCUCUUGCCAGCACUGGUCUGUGGGUGGUAGGCUUUGCUACCCUGGCGGAGAACGUUCCGGCCGACCAGCUGGGCAAAAUGUAUGGGUUCGUGACUAUUGCCAUUGGCGUAGGAACCUCGGGUGGGCCACUUGUGGCUGGUGUUCUGUUCGACGUAUGUGGGUAUUGGGUGGCUUGGUCGAGUGUGCUUUUCGUCAUUGUGUUUGAUGUGAUCCUGCGAUGUUUGAUGCUAGAGCGAUCGCGUGACAGUGGAUCUCCUCGCGCGGAGCGGGCCGGGCAGGAUCCAGAGAGAGAGGCACUUUUGUCACCAUCGCAUGACCCGGAUCAACAGGUAAGCAGUCAGGCUAUAUCGGAGAAAACGGGUAUACAAUUCUAUCUAUGCCUGUGUAGCAACGGUCGCUUCAUUGGUGGUGUGGUUAGUUAUUUCUGUUACGCCGUUCUAACCGCCAGCUUCGACACAACGCUUCCUCUCCAUGUGCGCGAUGCCUUCCAUUGGGGAAGCCUCCCCGCUGGUUUGUUAUUCGCCGCUUUCCAGGGCCCCGCGGUGUUCUUUAGCGUUCCUGUCGGCUGGCUGAAGGAUCGAGUGGGGACUCGGUACCCGACCACGAUCGGGUUUGCUCUUCUGGUACCAUUACUGUGGCUGAUCGGUGUUCCUGGGGAUGAACGGUUCCCCUGGGCCAGUGAAGAGACGACCGGUUCGGUCAUAUACAGCGUAGCUGUCACAGGUAUCGGAAUUGUGAUAUGCUUGCUCAACGGGGUGGGGAUGAUGGAAGCCACUCAAGCCGUUGAUGAGAUCGAAAGAGAAAACCCCGGAAUCUUCGGUCCGAAUGGGGGUUAUUCGAGAGCCAUAUCCGCCUCCAGUAUCAGUUGGACGCUGGGGAUGUUUAUUGGGCCGAUUCUUUCGGGAUAUGGUACGGAACAAAUCGGAUAUUAUGGAAUGAAUUGUGUAUUGGCGGGGAUGUGCGGACUUUGCUCCUUCACCGCCUUCUGGAAUUUAAAAUCGACUGUGCCGCAACGGCCGGGUCAAAAGGAUCAAACGUCUUCUGGUGGAGUUUUCACAUGA
Molecule: messenger RNA, 1218 nt
Organism: Penicillium expansum
Lineage: Eukaryota; Fungi; Ascomycota; Eurotiomycetes; Eurotiales; Aspergillaceae
Exons: 4
Coding region: 1-1218 (405 amino acids)
Biological process (GO): transmembrane transport
Molecular function (GO): transmembrane transporter activity
Source: RefSeq, a predicted model, not a curated record